GAGCCGGGCCGGGCCAAGCGGGCCGGGCCCGCUCCCUCCGCGCUCUCCGCCGGCCGCACCGGUCGGGGCCGCCGGCGGCGGCAGGCUUAGUCACAGGAAUGUGGGUGGGACUCCCUCCUCGGCGGCGCCUUAAAACGCCGCUCGGCCCGGCACGCUCGCAGUGCCCCGUCCCGCCGAGCGCCCCCGCCGCUCCGCAGCCGCGACGCCCGGGCUCGCUGGGCGCGCCGCCGGCCCGGCACGAUGGUGGUGUGCGGCCUCGCCUGCUGGAGGUGCCGGUGGCUCCUGCCCCUGCUGCUGGGCCUGGCCAUCAUCAUGGGCAUCAUCGCCCUGGCGGGCCGCGGCUGGCUGGAGUCCGAGUCGGAGCCCUACGUGCAGCAAGCGUCGCUGUGGGAGAGCUGCACGCGGGGCGAGGAGGAUCUCAACUGGAGCUGCGAGUCCCUCAUGGACUACGGGUGGGGGAGAGCAGCAGCUGCCACAUACCUUGUUGGCUUUGUGAUCCUGGUCAUCUGUUUCGCCCUUGCAGUCAUCGCGUUCUCGAUCGAGAUCCUCCGCUUCAACUUUGUGCGAGGAAUUGGAGGACUGCUCUUUGUUGUUGCUGCAUUCCAGAUCAUUGGCUUGGUCAUUUACCCAGUGAAAUUCACAGAAGACAUUCCACUGACUGGAGAUAACAUGUUCAGCUGGGCCUAUGGCUUUGGCUGGGCCAGCACUGUUGUUGUAAUAGGUUGUGCUUUCUUCUUCUGCUGCCUCCCCAACUGGGAAGAUGAAGUCCUGGGAAACAUCAAGCCUACCUAUUACUACUCCUCCCCAGAGAGAGCACCAUACUUAAAUUGAAAGAUUAAGUCCAAGUACAGUCAACUGCCAAAACAGAGGAGCACCUCUGAUGCACAUUUGGUGUCAUUAUGGGAGGCUGAAAAACUCACCUUAUUUUGCCAGUGUGCAUGUCAAUAAAUUAGGAAAAACAUUGGCAUCUUAAAACAAAUAACUUUUACCUAAAGUAUUAUUUACAUAUUCUCAUGUCAAUUCAGUUUGGGUGGUUUACUUGCUCCUUCCCCUCCCAAUUAAUUGAGUCAUCCUUAUUUUAUUCAAAUAUUUUCUUAUGAAUAUCGAUGAUACUGUUUCAAGUGUAGAAAGGAAAAAGACAGAUUUUAAACAACCUGUUAUUGGGUCCUGUGAGGUGGGUUGGUUUUUUUCACCUCUGACAAAAUUGCUUUAAAUGGAGCUAGGAAAAAACACAGUCUUCCAAGGAAUGCUUUUUCUUCUGUCAAAGUCAGUCCCAAAGAAGAAACUUCUGUGAUGCUAUCACAGUCACCUGCUGCCUAAAAAUCUUUUCCCAUUCCUGUUACUGGACUGUUGUUGACUUUUAGCUAUUUGAAUUAAGGGGGAAAUAAAAUUAAAAUUUAUUUUCUGCCAAUUGGUGCUGUUGGACAGGGUCUCUACCAAAGCACCGAGCUGGUGUGUAUAACAUUAACAGUGGCUAAUGUAACAUUGGUGCAUUUGUGGCAGACUUGUGAUGGAAUCACAUACAUGUUGUCAUGGAUUCAGAUGUUAAACUACAUUCAUUUUUACAUGGUAUAUGAGGGAUGCUGAUUUAGAAAUUAUCUUUGAGCAGAAACAUAAACUAUUCUAUUUCUCUACCUUUGUAAAGUUGCAGUGUUUUAAUAAUCAGUGUGCUUUGGAGGGGAACAGCAUAAGGUGUUUAAAAACCUCCAAAAGUUUCUAACACUGUAGGUACCUCGGAGUUUAGUGAACUUGGUGCUGCUUUGUGAAUGAGUAGGGGUAACAGGUAGAAAUAGAAAGGCAUAGAAAUGGCUCCUCAUUUGUGUUUCUGCAGCCAGCAAUUCCAAGUAAAUAUUCCAGCAAGGCAUAGGCAUGUCUGUCAUGGACCUGCAGCACCUUACAGCAGAUCUAAUUGUGGUCUAUAAUCUUUGUCAGGGCUUUGUUCAGCUGGGAAAGUAGGAAGAAGUUCAUUCUUCAAACUCCUCUUCCAGUUAUGGGAGAAGUAGCUUUAGCAAAGACAGACUGAGGAGGGAGGAUACAGGUGGGGUGGAAAGCAAAUGCUGCAUGUUUCUCUGUGUUAUUUCUUACUCUCAUGAACCUGGUACUUAGGAGAGGGUAAGUGUGUGGGUAUGUGUAUUCAUGCACAUGUACUAAAUAGAACUCAGAAAACAUUAACCAGCAGACUGUAAAGCUAAAGUAAUUUGCAACUAAUCUUUUGCAAUACCCUAUAUUUCUUGUAUUAUAUAUUGUAUAGCUUUCCAUUUUGUAACACCUUUUUCAAUUUGAUAAUGCUAUGUAUUACAUGUGAUCAUGUUUUAGAGAGGCCAGGUGAUUCCUGAAGGUCCCUUCUAGGCCUGUAUUUUAUAACUUCACAGAGCAUAAAUGUCUGCAGACUUCAGAAAUGUUAUGAGCUCAGUUGUGACAUAUACAAUCUACUGUAUUUAUGAUUCUUGCUGAAUAAGAGAGUUCUGUGACAAAUGUGUCCUUUUAAAUUUUUCCCCUUUUCUGUACUGUACUGGCUGGUGGGGAAUACUGUGUAGACUUACUUUAUCAUAAGUAAUGAUGGUACCUACUUCUAGUGAAUUCAGUGAAUACAGCAAAGAAUCUCAAGUCAUGAAAAUCCUUGCACAACACAAAAAGCACAAGCUGAAAAGGAGAAAAAUGUGUAAGAAAAUGGACACCUUUCUAAUGACAGGGAGGAUGGUAUGGUAAUAUGGUAAUCAGGUUUAGCAUAAUUUAAUCUUUUGUAUGCUUUUUUAUGAGCAUUGGCAUAACUUGUCAAAAGAGCACUAAUGUAAAAUAAACUUGCCUCUGAAUGUACUGGGAGGGGUAGAAGCAUAACCCGCAUGUUACACAACUAAGAUGUUCCAGAGAAAGCUAUUGCAAAUAGUUAUUAAUGACUUUCAAAUGAUAUUAAUGUAAGUGACACUCGUUUCAAAUGUGGUGGCUUAAUUAAAAAUGUUUUAACUGAC
Messenger RNA from Oenanthe melanoleuca, 2969 nucleotides. RefSeq names its product p53 apoptosis effector related to PMP22 (gene PERP). Gene Ontology annotation, biological process: cell-cell adhesion. Gene Ontology annotation, cellular component: cell-cell junction; membrane. The record is from RefSeq and is a predicted model, not a curated record. The coding region runs from base 241 to 831 and encodes 196 amino acids. NCBI's taxonomy places the organism in Eukaryota, Metazoa, Chordata, Aves, Passeriformes, Muscicapidae. The transcript is spliced from 3 exons.